Hymenoscyphus albidus is the source of this 879-nucleotide messenger RNA. The record is from the annotation of a GenBank genome assembly. Lineage: Eukaryota; Fungi; Ascomycota; Leotiomycetes; Helotiales; Helotiaceae.
AUGCAAACGAAGUGUGAUCAUUUGAUCAUACCAAAUUUGAGAAUUAGUACACACUAACUUCAUAAUUAGCACAGGUCUAAUUCUAGUACUCGUUCUCGGAGCUUAGUCUGGUACAUAUGUCAUGGUUAAUUUCUUAGACGAAAAUGAAGCUAUCUUAUCUAGCCUAUCUAAUUUAGUAAAAGACUACUACUUAAAUCUCCCACAAAUUGAAAAUUAUAUAUCUAUCAAAUUAUUCAAUCCCCCUUCUCUUCAGACUCUCUCUCAAACACACCUAUGCAGUUUCAAGCAGACAAAUCUCAAGCACAGGACAAAAUGGGAAACGAAAUCUCCACCGAGUUGUCAAACCAAAUUUUCACUCCGCCAGCCAAGAAGCAAAAGACCGGGAGCGAAGGAAGCCAAGAUAGUACUUCUACCGUCACGAUACCUUCCUGGCACUGCUGCGAUGGAUCCAAAAACAAACAAAAAAUGGCAGUCCUCCAACAAGUCGCAGACAAAACGCAAGAAGGCAAAGAGAAGAAACUCACCAAUGAGCGACCUUCUUGGCACAACUACGACGCUUCAGAAGCAGUUGAACGUAUCUGGCCAUCAAUGAACAAGGGAAAGCGAAAGGAAAAUGGAAAUGGAAAGGGAAAGGAAAAGGAAAAGGAGAAGGAAAAGGACAAGGGAAAGGGAAAGGAAAGAGAAGUUGUGAACACCAAGGAUAUGGAGGAUUUGGAUUCGGGUAUUUCUCCCUGGGAUGGAUAUCUUAUUGAAACUCUCAGAGAGAUGGAGGAGGAGCUCGAGAGUUGGUUGAGGGAUCCUGGUAUUGUUGGUUGGAAUGGAAGAAAGGUUGGGGAGAGUAGCAAGAUGGGUGAGAUGCGAGGUAGGAGAUACAAGUAG